UCGAAUCUUAUUCAGCAGCAGCAGCAGGCUUGAUGGUGCGGCAGAACCGCCUUUGUGUUCCCCGCUGCAGUGGGGGAGCGCAUUUAUCGUCUCGCCUGAGGGAAGGAGCCAAGAGUAUCCUCCAAUCAGCCGUCAGUGAUUUCUAUCAUCUUGUAGAGUCCGCUGAUGGUGAUUUAUGUUGAACCUGAGAGAGGCACUUCACACUCUGACUCUACUCACCACCUGGAUGGAAUCCUCUCAACGCUUUUGUUUCUAAUUGUGGGUUUUUAAAAGAAUGACCAACAGACAAAAGGUGGAUUACUACAGAGCUGCUGCCUCACAUUCUUGAAUUUAUGCUCUUUCCUCCUUGCAGCACAAGAUGGAUGAACUUUCUUUUUCUGCGACUCUAGUUUGAGCUUUGUUUUGGUCUGUGAGGACAUAGAUGGACAGAAGUGAUUAUUGCAGUAAUCUGGAAGAGGGAAUACUCUCAUAUCCUUCCUCAUCCUUACAAUUUGCGUAUCCUCUCUUUCUAUCCUCCCUGAGUCUGUUGCAUCCUGUGUGAGUCCAUACCUGUUGACUCAGAUCAUUCACAUGGCAGGCUCUGGGUUUCAAACUGGAGCUUUUACAGUAGUAGCCAGGUAAGAUUAGAAUUCACAUACAUCCUCAUGCGAUGGUAGGCUCUAUGUGGAGCUGGAGAUGGAGAGAGCGUAGGAACCGUCGGGACAUUUGACACGCCUGUUUGGCUUUCAGCACCUGCUGUGACUGUCUGCCACAGUUCUACAACUAGACUGGCUAAUGGCAUCUCUCUAGUGCUUACUGCCUAGCCUAGCAGACUGGGAGGGGUUUUUCAAGCGUGUGUGCAUGUCUCUCUCUGUGUGUGUGGGUCUUUUAUAUUGGAGUUGGUUAUAUAUUGUCAGUGUUAAGGAUUACACUGAGUGUCUGGAGAGAUUACAGGUGCAGUCAGCGAGGCUUUGAGGAAGGAUUACAGAAGCUAACACCUUGUUGCUGCCAGGAGGGUGGCUGGACAGAGGUUUACUUUUCAAAGCGUAUAAUGUUGAAUGGUGUUCAGACUGCAGGGUCUCCUGGAGGAGGUACUGAUAAGACUUAAAGGUUUAACCCAGGUGAUGAGACAGACAGAGAGGGGAGAGGACGGGAGAGAUACACACUCAUGGAGAAAUGGUUACAAGGGUACAGUAUAAUGUGGUACCUUUCUACUUGAGCAUGGAUUAUGUUAGAGAUGGAGAGAGAAAGACAGAGGGUAAUUAAAGAAUGAGUUCAGGGAUUGAAGUCAAUACACUGAUUUAUCCCACUUUAACAGUGGAAGCACAGGUUGAAUGAGAGAUACAAAUGAGAGGAGAAGAGACAAAGUGAAAGACUAUCAAUUAAUACAUUUCAAUAAGGAAAAGAAAGAUCACUAAACCUCAAUCUUUCAAAUAAAAAGCACAGUAUUUUACACAUGGCUUAUCAUUGGUGGUCUUGAUGGUAACGAGUCCUGAAUCUCCCAAUAAUAGUCCAGCAAACACAACAUCCAAUUGAAUCCCUUAGUGCAUGUGAUAUUGAUUUUAAAACAUGACCAAAUAGGAUGGUUCCUGUUCUCUGCCUAACAGGCCUGUAAUUGAAUUCUAAUCUUCUCUUCAGUGACACCCUGGAGCAGUAGCCUCCAGUAUUCCAGUGGAUUGGAAACACUUUCGAUUAGUUAAUAAAUGAACCAUAACGUCAAAAGUGCUGGCUGGAAACCUGACAAAACACCUAGCUGAACCAACCAGUCUGUCUCAAACACCCUUCAGCUGACAACUGUAACCUAUUUUCCUCCAAUACUCCACAUUUAAAUGACAUACAUUUUGUAUGUAGACGUGUUCACUGAAACAGCUUCCUCCUGAAAAUGGUCCUUAGCGGUUGUUAUUCUGACAGAUACAGACCAUCAGGCAAAGAGGUGUAGUUGGGACAACAGCGACUUCCUGGUGUGUUGUUACCUCACUGUGAUGCUUGUGCAAGUGUGUGUGUUAUUGGGUUUCGUGUACCCAAUACACACCGCUUAUCUUAGCUCGACGACCAGGGCUUGAGUUUCAGGCCGUUGGCUAGAUGGUUCAGUGGGUAGAUUCUUUCUCUCUCCUCUUCAUCAGUUUCAAUGGAGGUAAACCAGGAAAUGUCAAUGAUCAUAAGCACCAAUGAAAAGGUUCUGACGAGUCCAUUUAUCCCGAAGAGGUGAAAGUACCAGAGCAAAAGAGGAGCGGAACCUGGGAAAAGACUGAAGCAGUCCUUCUAAACCUGGAAAGCGAAGAAGGUGGGAAGGGAAAAGGAAGGUGAAAAGUUAUUUGAUAUCGGUGCCUGUUUGCAUCUGAAACUUUGAAAGUGUUUCUUUGAUAGAGUGCUGGGACCAGGGGAAAAACAUGGGUGAGUUAACUUGGAGUUCCAUUGGGAAAAACCUCAGCUAGUUCAGAGAGACAGCUCACAUGGUGAGACUGUUCCACAGAAGUGAGAAGUGGUUAUUAGGUUAUUGAAUCAUCAUUAUAUAGUUAUGAUAGACUGUCUUAGAUACAUUACAACACAAUAGAUCAUCAACACAUCUGAGAUCAUCUGUCAGUCUUUCUUUCCAACCCAUCAGCAGCUCCCUUGUCACCUUAGUCAUUCCUCACUCCCCUUUCUACUCCUUCUGACCAAUCCAAAGACCACGAUGGAGUCAUGCAAAACCUAACCUGAACCGAACCACUCCAUGCUUAUGAAGACAAACGAAGAUUGUUGUACUCUGUGAUGGGGACAGAAACAGACGGGAAGACAUUCAAAACCUUUUUGUAAAUGUAUGGAUCACUACAGGAUGGUAAAACUUGAAAUCUGACUAAAAAGAAGAGAGGAACAGGACACAGGGACACAGACUGUUUUUGGGGACAGAGAACCUCUGGGAUUCAUAAUCCAUAGUGCCCUAACAUAAGAGGGGUCGACACUCAGGCCCUGUAGGUCGGUGGGAAGCUCUCUCUGACUGCCACACCCAAAGGGAAAGAGGGGUAUUUUUAGGUACUGACCUCCUGGACUGGUUUGGCCCCACCCGGCCUGAGUCCAGGUCACCAUGGGGUGCAACAUGUGUGUGGUUCAGAAGCCUGAGGAACAGUACAGGGUCAUGUUCCAGAAGGGUCAAAUAAGUAACACGUUGUGUCCUUUUGAUGGAGAAGGUCGAUUGAAGGUGAAUGGUAAGGAGCUGUCCUGUCUCUCACGGGACCCCACCCUGGAUGUGCGAGACCCUCUGCUGUCUCACGUGUUGAAGAGGGGGGCCCGGCGGCGGGCGGGACUGGCAGGGACAGCAGCAGUUCCAGGGGGGCUGACUGACUGUGUGGACAGCGGCACUCAGACUGACAUCAGCUUCCAACACAUGUUGACUCUGGGAAGGACCGCCCACCACCCAGGUGGAGCCCCGCCCCCUCACCCGCCCCCCUCCCCUCCACUGCCACCCAUCCUGGAACCCAACCUGCUCAACGAGCUCCUUUUAGAGCCUGAAUAUUAUGACCCCAAUGACUACUUUGACAUCACUCAGCAUGAGGCGGAUCUCAGGCAGGAUGAGUUGGAGUAUGAGGAGGUGGAGCUGUAUAAGUCUCGUCAACAGGACAAGCUGGGGUUAACGGUGUGCUACCGGACAGACGAUGAGGAGGACCUGGGGAUCUAUGUGGGCGAGGUCAACCCCAAUAGUAUAGCUGCUAUGGAUGGCCGCAUCCGGGAGGGGGAUAGAAUAUUACAGAUAAACGGGGUGGACAUCCAGAACAGAGAGGAGGCGGUGGCCAUUCUGACCCAGGAGGACAGCACCAACAUCUCCCUGCUCCUGGCCCGGCCUGAAAUAGAGAAUGACAACCAGCUGGACCCAGAUGAACUGGAACUGGAGGUUCUGGAUAACGCUGUCCACCUGCCCAGCCCCCAUCAGCUGAGGAACAGGGCCUCCAUGCUGGGUGAAGGACCAGGGGUCGUGGGUGGGGGUGGUGUGGUGGUGAUCCGCGGGCGAGGUCACCGUGACUCUCCAGGCCUGCUCCACACGUUGCUGAGUAACAGCCAGGAGUUGGACAGCGGGGUGGGCCGUACAGACGAGAGUACCCGCAAUGAGGAGUCCUCAGAACACGACCUACUAGGAGACGACCAGACCAGCGCCCCCACCACCAACGCCACCAACACCCCCGGCAGCAUGCGCAGGUUCCACUCUGGCCAGGGGGACAGGGACACCCCACCCCUUCUACAUGGCCACUCCACAGAGUUCCACUUCAGCACUGACUCUCUACUGGGUCUGGACUGUCUGAGUGGGGGAGGAGGUGGUGACCUGGCAGGGGAGAGGGUCUACGCAGCUGACCCAGUGAUGAUGAUGAUGCCGGGUCUGACAGAAGAAGAGUGUGAGAGGUACAGGGAGCUCCUGGAGAUCAAGUGUUAUUAUGAGAAGAACAGCAAUGCUCUUCUGCUGCUGGGGGAGCAUGAGGGUCAUGGGGAACAGGGGGGCGAUGGGGGGGUUCCUCUGGAUGUGAAUAGGAAUGAGAGCCUGAUGCAGCAUGAGAUGGCCCUCGUGGAAGAAGAGCUACGCCACCUGGAGUUUAAGUGUCGUAACAUCCUGAGGGCCCAGAAGAUGCAGCAGCUCCGGGAGCGCUGUCUCAAGGCAUGGCCCCUGGAGGAGGAAAGUGGGGCUGGAGGUGGGGCCGGGGCUGGGCGGGUGGCUCCUUUGGUUAGCGAGGAGUCCUGUCACCAUGAGCUGUCAGACAUUAAUGAGUUGCCUGAGAGGGAGCGCUCCGACAAGGACAGCACCAGCGCCUACAACACAGGAGGGGAGAGCUGCAGGAGCACCCCUCUGGUCAGCGAACAGUAUCCCUCCCCCUCUGCACAUGGCCACAGCAGCUUGGAGGGGGGAGACUCUGCCUCUUUGCCGUCUCGAACCCCCAGCCGGCACAGGGAGAGGGGAGGCAGGAGUGAGAGGGGGCAGGCUAACCUGAACCAGCCCUACUCCCCUAGCUCACACAGGAGGGGAUCGGAAGUCAAGACCUCUAGCCCGAGAGGGGCCAAGUUCAGAUCCCUGUCCCGUGACGGGGGGGCAAGGAGGGGGUCAGACGGAGGGGUGAGAUGCCCCAAAACCAAUGGAACAGUGGAGGGGAGGGAAGGGCGUAGCGCUGAGAACAGCCCUUAUCUGUCCCGCCGCCACUCUGGCUCCAGAAUCCCCCAGCGCUACCAGAGCUGCAUGCAGCUGAGGUCCCCCUCCACAUCCGAGGGCCUGGAGAGACCCAGGGAUGGAAGCGAGAGUCCCAUGAGCCUGGGGAGCACAUGCAAGGACAUCCCCCAGGGCCCUGUGUCCAUGCCAUCCUUACCCAUCCCCCCUCCUCUGCCUCCGCCGGCCUCACCGCGUAUGGAGUGGAAGGUCAAAGUACGCAGCGACGGAUCCCGCUAUGUUGCCAAGCGGCCCGUUAGGGACCGCCUCCUGAAGGCCCGGGCCAUUAAGAUCCGGGAGGAGCGCAGCGGCAUGACCACGGACGACGAUGCCGUCAGCGAGAUGAAGAUGGGCCGCUAUUGGUCCAAGGAGGAAAGGAAGCAGCAGCUUCUCAGGGCCAGGGAACAGCGCAGACGCAGGGAGUUUAUGAUGCAGAGCAGGCUGGACUGCCUGAGGGAGAGGGAUAGGGAGUACAGUGGCGGUGGACAACAGGGGGCUCCGCAGGGACAGGAGCCCACUACCAUCUUGGAGCUGAGCCACAGGAGGAGCCAGAAGAAACGGAGCCGUAGGAUCCUGGACAACUGGAUCACCAUCCAGGAACUACUGGCCCACGGAACCAGGUCACCUGACGGCAAGAAGGUCUACAACCCUCUGCUGUCAGUCACCACUGUCUAAUGGAGAGGGUGGAAGACCGAGAAAGAGAGGAGAGGGUGGAAGACCGAGAAAGAAGAGAGGAGAGGGUGGAAGACCGAGA
This is a messenger RNA of Salvelinus sp. IW2-2015, 5894 nucleotides long. RefSeq names its product PDZ domain-containing protein 4-like. The record is from RefSeq and is a predicted model, not a curated record. Lineage: Eukaryota; Metazoa; Chordata; Actinopteri; Salmoniformes; Salmonidae. Gene Ontology annotation, molecular function: protein binding.